Molecule: messenger RNA, 1957 nt
Organism: Pungitius pungitius (ninespine stickleback)
Lineage: Eukaryota; Metazoa; Chordata; Actinopteri; Perciformes; Gasterosteidae
Gene: fam49al
Product: family with sequence similarity 49 member A, like
Exons: 12
Coding region: 158-1270 (370 amino acids)
Biological process (GO): regulation of actin filament polymerization
Molecular function (GO): small GTPase binding
Source: RefSeq, a predicted model, not a curated record
AAGACGCCACCGGAGCGGUCUGGAGAGCCUCGCGAUGACCGAGAUAAGCCCGAUGAGCUCGAUCCGUCCAUCAAAACGUGAAAGCGAGAGAGAGAAAGAAACAGCUGCUGGGUUCUUCUAGAAUCCAUAAGUGCUUCAGUGGGGUUUAGGAAACGUUAUGGUGGAAAUUGCAUCAGUGACAUCGUGGGACGCCAAAAGAAAGCAGGUGGUGGGUGCUGAUGCUGUAACCACCGCGAGGAGCCCGAUUGAUGCAGUGAAGUGUUCCAGCGGGACAAAACACAAGCGAAGGUUGCCAGCCAUGGGGAACCUCAUUAAGGUCCUUGGCAAGGAUUUAGAAAACUGUCCACAUUUUUUCCUGGACUUUGAAAAUGCUCAACCCACGGAGGCGGAGACCGCCGUGUGGAACCAGGUCAGCGCCGUGCUGGAGGAGGCUCACGGGAUCCUGGCCGAGCUGCAGUCGUAUAACGGCGCGGGACAGGAGAUCCGAGAAGCCAUCCAGAACCCAGGGGACCUCGCUCUGCAGGAGAAGGCCUGGAACGCGGUCUGCCCCCUGGUGGCCAAGCUGAAGCGCUUCUACGAGUUCUCCCUCCGACUGGAGAACGCCCUGCGCAGCCUGCUGGAGGCGCUCACCAGCCCGCCGUACGCGCCCAUGCAGCACCUGGAGAGAGAGCAGGCCCUGGCCAAGCAGUUCGCCGAGAUCCUCCACUUCACCCUCAGCUUCGAUGAGCUCAAGAUGACCAAUCCAGCCAUUCAGAACGACUUCAGCUACUACAGGAGGACUAUAAGCAGGAACAGGCUGAACAACCAGCAGCUGGAAGCGGAGAACGAGGUCAACAACGAGAUGGCCAAUCGGAUGUCUCUGUUCUACGCCGAGGCGACGCCGAUGCUGAAGACUCUGAGUAACGCCACCACCAAGUUUGUUUCAGAGAACAAGACCUUGCCCAUCGAGGACACCACGGACUGUCUGAGCACUAUGGCCUGCGUGUGCCGCGUCAUGCUGGAGACUCCGGAGUACCGCUGCCGCUUCACCAACACGGACACCAUGCUGUUCUGCAUGAGGGUGAUGGUGGGAGUCAUCAUCCUCUACGACCACGUUCACCCCGUGGGGGCCUUUGCCAAGACCUCCAAAAUCGACAUGAAGGGCUGCAUCAAGGUGCUGAAAGAGCAGCCGUCCAACAGUGUGGAGGGACUCCUGAACGCACUGAGGUACACGACGCGGCAUCUGAAUGACGACAGCACCUCCAAACAGAUCAGGGCCCUGCUGCAAUGAGAAGGGCCCCCCCGAGGAGGGAGGAGAGAAGGAGUGUGCACUUGAAGGAGGCGGAAAAAGGAGACGAGGAGGAGGAGGAGUGGCCAAUAAACACGUUUGUUUACAACGAACAAAGGAAAUCAUCUCCGGGCUUAAACCUGAUGAGAAGAAGAGGGAAAACUAUUAUAUAUAUUGUCAGCUGUCCAUCAUUCUGUCUCUCAUUUUGUAAAGUAAGAAAAGAGAAGAAGAAAAAAAAGCCAGAAAAUAAAGUAUAGAUAUAUAUUAAAAACAAGUGAAACACAUGCAGCAGAUGAAAAAGAAGUAGAAUUAAAGAUGAAGCUAUAUUGCAAAAAUAUAAGGUCAGAACCGAAGCAAGCUGAAAAUGUAAAAAAAAAGAAAAGGGUUCACUCCCCAGCUGUAGAAGUAUUUUUGCACACAAACAACUUCAUCUCCGCCGCCCCCCCCCCCCCCCCUCAGGCCCCGCACCCGCUCAGGAGGCUUUUAGGCGUUUCAGGUCGUCUCCGUCAGCUGCACUGAUCUCCACCUUCAGGGGAUCCAUGAAGCAAUGUGAUGGAGGCCCUCCGGAGAUCUGCUUCGCUUUCUGCAUCGGUGCAGCUGAAGGAAAGGAGGCGAGGAGACGAGACGUCUGCUUUUUCUUUUCUUUUCUUUUUUUGUGGGAUGCCUCCGUUAUUCUCCCUGAUGUCCCAC